Molecule: messenger RNA, 2107 nt
Organism: Drosophila gunungcola (fruit fly)
Lineage: Eukaryota; Metazoa; Arthropoda; Insecta; Diptera; Drosophilidae
Gene: NUCB1
Product: nucleobindin-2
Exons: 2
Coding region: 151-1821 (556 amino acids)
Biological process (GO): carbohydrate metabolic process
Cellular component (GO): endoplasmic reticulum-Golgi intermediate compartment; extracellular exosome
Molecular function (GO): calcium ion binding
Source: RefSeq, a predicted model, not a curated record
UGUGCAGCACGGUCACGCUGAUCAACAAUAUCUCCGACACGUCAGAUUAUAUUCUUAAGAAUAUUUGUUUUUUGUUGGGAUAUUUGCACAGUUGUCGGCUUGCAUUGGACAAGACUGGGAAGUACACGCCAGAAGCACACACUUGGAGCCAUGGCGCAGAACGUGGCCCUGCUGGGAUUGGCUCUGAUUGCGAUUUCCGCCUUGAUCUCCACGGUUGUCGCCUUGCCCGUUUCGCAGAAAAAGAAGGACGAUCACAAGGAGGCGGAGUCCUCCACUCCGGCCACCGCCGACGUGGAAACGGCCCUGGAGUACGAGCGCUAUCUUCGGGAGGUGGUCGAGGCCCUCGAGGCCGAUCCCGAGUUCAGGAAGAAGCUGGACAAAGCGCCGGAGGCCGACAUUCGGAGUGGCAAGAUCGCACAGGAACUGGACUACGUGAAUCACCAUGUUCGCACCAAGCUGGACGAGAUCAAGCGUCGCGAAGUUGAGCGUCUGCGAGAACUGGCCAACCAGGCCUACGAGCUAUCCAACGACAUUGACCGGAAGCACCUGAAGGUGUCGCAGCAUCUAGACCACGACAACGAGCAUACCUUCGAGAUCGAGGAUCUGCGCAAGCUGAUCCAGAAGACUUCGGACGACCUGGCCGAGGCGGAUCGCAAGCGGCGGGGCGAGUUUAAGGAGUACGAAAUGCAGAAGGAAUUCGAGCGCGAGGCACAGAAAAAGGAAAUGGACGAGGAGUCGCGCAAGAAGUUUGAAGCCGAGGUCAAGGAGAAAGAGCAGAAACACAAUAACCACGAGAAACUCCAUCACCCGGGAAACAAGGCCCAACUGGAGGAUGUGUGGGAGAAACAGGACCACAUGGACAAGAACGACUUCGAGCCAAAGACCUUCUUCUCAAUUCACGAUGUCGACAGCAAUGGUUAUUGGGACGAGGCGGAAGUUAAGGCCCUGUUUGUCAAGGAACUGGACAAAGUCUACCAGAGCGACCUGCCCGAGGACGACAUGAGGGAGCGGGCCGAGGAGAUGGAGCGCAUGCGCGAGCACUACUUCCAGGAGACUGACAGCAACCACGAUGGCCUGAUCAGCAUCGAGGAGUUCAUGAUGCAGACCACCAAGGAGGAGUUCCAAAAGGACCCCGAGUGGGAGACGAUCGACCGCCAGCCGCAGUACACCCACGAGGAGUAUCUGGAGUACGAGCGCCGACGCCAAGAGGAGGUCCAGCGAAUGAUUGCUGCCGGCCAGCUGCCGCCGCAUCCGAACAUGCCGCAGGGAUACUACGCUGCUCCACCACCUGGAGGCGUAGCCUACCAGCAGGCGCCACCGGCAGGCGGACAACUGCACUACCAGCAACCUGACCAGGUACAUGCACAGCAGCAACAGCAGUACGCACAGCAGCAACAGCAGUACGCCCAGCAAUACCAGCAGCAGCAAUAUGGAAACGGACAGCAACCGGUGCAGCUGCAUCCUAAUCAGGUCUAUCAGCACGCAGGACAGAUUCCGCCGCAACAACAGCCUGCUUAUCAACAGCAGCCCGUCUAUCACCAGCCUGUGCAACAGCAGCAGCAACACCAACCCGUGCAACAGCAACAACAGCCUGUGCAACAGCAGCCCUUGCAACAGCAGCAGCAGCCUGUGCAACAGCAGCAGCAGCCCGUGCAGCAGCAACAACAGCCUGUGCAACAGCAACAGCAGCAAACCGCGCAACAUCAGCCCGUUCAACAGCAACAAGUUCAUAAUCAGAGUCCUCCACCAGCUCAAAAUCAACAGCUGCCAGUGCAGCAGCAACAAAAACAACAUCAGGAAACAGCCAACCAGCAACACUAAACAUUCCUUGGCUGAAGCAUUUCAUUUAGGCCAUGUAAGGCAAAACAAACUCUUUUGUUAACGAGAACACAAUGUGAUUGGACUGAAAUAGCUAACUAAAAUGAAUAUAUCUCACUCGAAACGGUUAACGCAUUCUCUUUUAAAUUUGUAUACUUCGAUCUUUUUGUACUUUUUUCUCUCAUACCGUAGUUCUGCAUUUACGCAAUGUAUUUUUUUAACGAAUUUUUUGUACAUAUGAGUUUAUGCCAAAACAUCAGAUACAUAAUAAAUGCAGUGAAACGAAAAA